Messenger RNA from Astyanax mexicanus (Mexican tetra), 2250 nucleotides. RefSeq names its product info WAP, follistatin/kazal, immunoglobulin, kunitz and netrin domain containing 2a (gene wfikkn2a). The transcript has 2 exons. Lineage: Eukaryota; Metazoa; Chordata; Actinopteri; Characiformes; Acestrorhamphidae. Gene Ontology annotation, cellular component: extracellular region. Gene Ontology annotation, molecular function: serine-type endopeptidase inhibitor activity; protein binding. The record is from RefSeq and is a predicted model, not a curated record. Bases 379 to 2079 code for a protein of 566 amino acids.
GCAGGGAGGAGGCUAGCAAAGGGUUAAAAGAUGUUGCACGUCACACAACAGGUACUACUUCUCCGUACGGAGUGUGGAGCUUAAAUGCUAAAUGUAGGCAUGUGUUCUGUGUGGAAUUUGGUGGAGCAGAACUGUGGACAGACAUUAAGUAACAGGAAUCAAACAUCUCGGUCUAAUCUCGCAGGACUUUUAAAGGGUGGUGUGGAACACCGAUUUCUCCACUCCGCGAGCCCCCGUCCUGACCGGGCGCCCCCUCUUUAAGACCGUGUUUCUUCGCUUGUGUCCAGGACUUUAGGAACUUUAAGGGACUUUAAAGAACCUUUUAGGAACUUUUCGGAUCUCCAGGGACCUCGGGAACUCGUCUUUUAAGCGUUGGACAUGUGGUGGAUGCUGUUUCCGCGCUGGAUCUGGUUUAUUGUGGCUCAGCUCUGCGUCCCGCGCCCGGUCAGGGCGAUGACCAUCUCCAAGGUGGUGUAUUCCCACGCGGGCAUGUGUCCCAACGAGAUGAACCCCAACCUGUGGGUGGACGCCAUGAGCACCUGCAUGCGCGAGUGCGAGUCCGACCAGGACUGUGAGACAUUUGAGAAAUGCUGUUUGAAUGUGUGUGGGAGCAAGAGCUGUGUGGCCGCACGCUACAUGGAUAUAAAGGGGAACAAAGGACCCGUGGGAAUGCCGAAAGAGGCCACAUGUGACAAGUUCAUGUGCAGCCAGCAGGGCUCCGAGUGCGACAUAUGGGACGGGCAGCCGGUGUGCAAGUGCCGUGACCGGUGCGAGCGGGAGCCCCAUUUUACCUGCGCUUCUGAUGGCAUGACCUACUACAACAAGUGCUACAUGGAUGCGGAGGCCUGCUCUAAAGGAGUGACGCUGACUGAGGUCACCUGCCGGUACCACCUCAUGUGGCCCAACACCAGCCCUUUGCCUGAGGAGACGACCAUGCGACCCACCACCGUCCGUCUGGAGACUACCCCGAUGGACAUCCAGCCUCCCACCAUGAUCAGCAAUCCAGCGCACAACUUUGUGUUUGUGGGCGAGACGGCGAGCUUCUUGUGCGAAGUUUCUGGAAAGCCCAGACCAGAGAUUACCUGGGAGAAGCAGGUGGAGGGGAAGGAGAACACGGUCAUGCGUCCCAAUCACGUACAAGGUAACGUGGUUGUGACGAACAUCGCCCAGCUUGUCAUCUACAAUGCCCAGCUCCAGGAUGCUGGAAUCUACACCUGCACUGCCAAGAAUCUGGGUGGAUCUGUACAAGCACACUUCCCGUUGUCCGUCAUCCGUAGAGAGCAAGGAAAGGAGGAGGUCGGGGCGAACUCCACCCGUCUACCUGCCGAGGAGUGCCUGAAGGCACCGGACAUAGGAGACUGUGGUGAGGAGAGCGUCAGCUGGUACUACGAAGCCAAGCGCAACAACUGCUUCACCUUCACCUACAGCCAGUGCAACAAGAACAGGAAUCACUUCGACACGUACGAGUCCUGCAUGCUGUCCUGUGGAGCGGAACUGGCGGCCCCCUGCUCCCUGCCCAGCCUCCAGGGACCAUGCAAAGCAUAUGAACCACGGUGGGCAUACAACCAUCUCCUCAAGCAGUGCCAGUCCUUUGUGUACGGCGGCUGUGGUGGAAAUGAGAAUAACUUUGAAAGCAAGGAGGCGUGCGAGGAGAUGUGUUCCUUCCCCAAGAAACAUAACUGCAAGUUGUGCAAGCCACGGCAGAGGAUGGUCACCAGCUUCUGCAAGAGCGACUUUGUGAUCUUGGGUCGCAUGACGGAGCUGACGGAGGAUCAGGAUUCAGGCCACGCGCUCAUCACUGUGGAGGAGAUCCUGAAAGAUGAGAAGAUGGGCCUGAAGUUCUUUGGACAGGAGCCUCUGGAGGUGACACUGCUCAACAUGGACUGGAACUGCCCAUGCCCCAACAUCACCAGUGCUGAGGGUCAAUUGAUUAUCAUGGGCGAUGUACACAAUGGCAUGGCAGUGCUGCAACCUGACAGCUUCGUCGGCAGUUCCAGCAGCCGCCGGGUACGCAAGUUGCGUGAGGUCGCCAACAAGAAGACGUGUGCUUUACUCAAAGAGUUUGGCAGCACGCAAUAGUGGUUAGCUCAGUGUGCAAUUCUAUUUUCAUGCUUUGGAUGGACUACUGGGGACAAUACUAUACUAGCCCUGUACAGCCCUUUCGCACUUGGCAUUUGCCACAGUGCAUUAUUGUAUACAAUUUUUAAAAAUAAUCAUAUUCCAUCAUAUUCCAGCACUUGUUUUUUUUUU